AUGUCUAGAAAAUCAUCAUAAAAUGGAACUAUUAAAAAUCAUAGUAGCUAUAUAAAUGAUAAUAGUAGUCAAACAAAAGAAAUCGAAAAAGAUACUCCCAAACUUUCUUAGAAUUCAAAUAAAAAUGCUUCAGCCAUUGAAAAUAAUGUUUAGUAAAAUUGUAGAGAAGCAGCAUCUUCGCUUUUGCAAAAUAAUUAGGUGUCAUUUAAUCCUUCUUCCUCGUUGAUGAUGGGAGAUAAAUCAAACAAUACUAACUCUUUGGAUGAAGAAAAAAUGAUUUUAGAAGUAAUUUUAUCUGGUUAGUUAAACGAUUUAAAGCACUUCAAUUGGAAAAAUAAAACUUUAAAUUAUGUUAGACCGUUUGGCCCUACUUCAUCAAUAGAUAAAAAGGUAACACCUCUAAUUGUAGCAGUUUACUGUGGAAAUAUUGAUAAUGUGAGAGAGCUGUUUAAUUAAAAAGCUCCAAUAGAUGUUAAUUACCCAUCAAAAAAGUAAAAACUAUCUCCUUUAAUGGUCGCAUGCAUUAAGGGACAAUUUGAAAUUAUGCAAUACCUAAUAUAAAAGGGAGCGGAUGUUUGUUAAACUAGUGUAGAUGGACUUCCUCCGCUUUACUAUUGCUUUUCUAGGCUUGAGGAAGAUAGCAAUUAUUUUGAAAAUAAAAACCUUUGUAUCAAAAUGGCUCAAUACUUAUUAGAAAAAGGAGCAAAUGUUAAUUAAAUUGUUAAUGAAGAAAAUAAACAUACACUACUUAUGCAAUUUUGUAAUAUUUAAGAUGAUCUAGAUUACAGAGAAAAGGAUAUAAACCUAUCUAUGAUUAGAUUUUUAGUUUAAAAUGGUGCAGAUAUUUUUAUGAAAAAUGCUUAAGGCUAAGAUUGUUAUGACCUGCUUGAUAAACAUCCAUACAAAGAAGAAGUAAUUAAGAUAUUCGAAUAAUAUGAAAAUACCAUGGUUUCUAAUUUCAGAAUAUCUAAUGAAAACGAAAGACCCUCCUAAUCUCAAUUAUUAAUAUCUUAAGGUAGCCGCUAUUAAUAAAGCAAAUCCAAGAAAAAAAAUUCAACUCUAAACACUCCUUAGUCUUCUAGCAGACAUCUAAAUCUACCUAAUAUUAGUUAAUCACCAAACGGAUAAUCGUUUAGUAACUAGUGUUAGCAUAACUAGUAAUAAUAAUAAUAAUAAUAGGAAUUAUAAAAAUAACUUAAACCUCAAAUAGAGAAUUAAACUUAAUAAUAUAGAUCUAAAUAUAAUUAAAAUACAGAAAUUGAAGGAGAAGAGACAAAGCACAAAGCAUGCUGCCUUCUCUUUUUUUGA
Molecule: messenger RNA, 1308 nt
Organism: Tetrahymena thermophila SB210
Lineage: Eukaryota; Ciliophora; Oligohymenophorea; Hymenostomatida; Tetrahymenidae
Product: ankyrin repeat protein
Exons: 1
Molecular function (GO): protein binding
Source: RefSeq, a predicted model, not a curated record